Molecule: messenger RNA, 639 nt
Organism: Lycium barbarum (goji berry)
Lineage: Eukaryota; Viridiplantae; Streptophyta; Magnoliopsida; Solanales; Solanaceae
Exons: 3
Coding region: 213-446 (77 amino acids)
Source: RefSeq, a predicted model, not a curated record
CUCUUCUCUCCUUUUUCUUUCUUUUUCUCCAAAAAUUCAUGUCAUUAAUGAAAAUUCCAUUUUUUUACGUUAUGGGGCUCUUCUUUUUUUUCCUUGUUUUGAGGUUUAUCUUAUCCGUUUUUUUGUUAUGCAAACCUUCAACUAAUGGGGUUUAACUUGGAUUUUCUCAUGAUUAUGGUAUUGAUAGUUUUCUUGAUUUUUGUGGUUGUUUGAUGGGAUUGGUCAAACCACGUGGGUUUAUGGAGUUAAAGGACAAAGACAGCCAUUAUAUGGAUAAGAAAGAAUCUGGCAAGGGAAUUUCUGAGGAAGUGACUCGGGAGUCACUAAUCGCCAUAUCAUACUGUGAACCAGAGAAGGAUCCUUCUAUCGAAUCUCCACCUGAAAUAUCCAACGAGUCACCAGACACUAGAGUUCAACCAGUUUCACCUGGAGAAUUCAAGGGCUAAUAUAAAGAGCUGGUUUUAUAGGCCAGCUCCAUGUUAACACUCUUCUUUUGUUACAUGUUGUUAUUCACUUUAUAAAGAACUGGAUAUUGCUUAAACUUGCAGUGUUUUCAUUCUAUUACACCUUUGAAGUCUGUUGUAAUCAGUGGCGGAGACACUUCCUUAUAUAUAAGUGUAAAUAAUUGUUUCGUAAGAA